GAAGAAGCAAGAAAGUUAUAGUGUUGUUGAAGAGGUUUUCUUCUCUGCUAAGGACACGACGACGUACAUACAUACCUAACUCAUAAACCAUUGUGUGUUUUGAGUUUCAGUUUGAGUUGAUCGGGGAUCGAUGAAUACGACGCCGUUCAUGGACAAGCAGAUAAUGGAUCUAACACAUGGAUCUUCAACUCAGUCCAAUAAGGACUUGAUCGACCUCAUGAAGCAUCAACAACAUCAAAAUCAACACGAAAACCAAGUUGUUGAAGAAGAAGAACGACAACAACAAGAACAAGAAGGACAAGGGCGUGGCAAUGGUGUCAACAAAGACGACAUCGUUCCGAGCUACGAUUUCCAACCGAUUCGCCCACUCGCCGCUUCAACUCAGCCUUCUAAUUACGAUUCUGCCCCCAGUUUCGGUGCCGCUUUUACUAGGCCUUGGAACUCUGAUUCCAACUCUAAUUCUUCCCCUCCUAUCUUCAAAAACUACAGUUCUCUGGAUUCUAUUGAGCCUGCAAAGGUCAUUGUAGAAAAGGACCGAAAUGCUUCUGAUACUACAAUUUUGUCUGAGAUUGAUCGAACUGUGAAGAAUCAUAUGGAAAAUUUGGUUCAUGUUCUAGAAGGUGUUAGUGCUCGGUUAACACAACUAGAAACCAGAACCCAUCGUCUUGAGAAUUCUGUGGAUGACUUAAAGGUAUCUGUUGGAAACAAUCAUGGUAGCACUGAUGGAAAAUUGAGGCAUCUGGAGAAUAUUCUUCAAGAGGUGCAAACAGGGGUGGAGACUAUCAAGGACAAGCAAGAUAUAAUGCAAGCUCAGCUGCAACUGGCGAAGCUACAAUUAUCCAAGACAGAUCAACAAUCAGAAACUCAAACUACUGCAAUUACAGAUCCUGUGCAGCAAGCUGCGUCUGCUCCCCUGCAAUCUCAACAACACCAUCCUUCCCCCAUAAAUCUUCCACAAUCAAUUCCUGUGGUUCCUCCCCCAAAUGCACCUCCUCAACCUCCCCCCCAACAGGGUUUGCCACCUCAAGUUCAACUUCCAAAUCAAUUCUCUCAGAACCAAAUCCCAGCUGUUCCUCAAAGAGAUCCAUACUUCCAACCUCCGGUUCAAUCUCAGGAAACCCCAAAUCAGCAAUACCAAAUGGCUUUAGCUCCGCAGCCACAUCCUCAGCCUGGGGCACCUCCUCAUCAACAGUAUCAACAAACCCCUCCUCCCCAGUACUCUCAGCCAGCUCCUCAUCUUCCUCAACCGCAGCCUUCACUGUCACCCAUAAAUCUGCCUCUACUACAAUCUUCACUAGGUCACCAUGUAGAGGAACCGCCUUAUGUUCCUUCUCAGAAUUAUCCUCCCAAUAUCCGACAGCAACCAUCUCAGCCACCGAGUGGACCCCCUCAUUCCCAACAGUUCUAUGGGACACCAUCCAAUGCAUAUGAACCACCAUUGAGUAGAUCUGGUUCAGGUUAUUCUUCUGGAUAUGGUACAUCAUCUGGAUACAGUACAUUAUCCGGGCCUGCUGAGGCAUAUCGUUAUGGUGGAUCACUUCAGUAUGGUGGCACUUCUGCACUAAAACCACCCCAACUACCCACUGCUUCUGGUUCUCCAAGUGGUGGAAGUGGUUAUCCACAGCUCCCUACUGCUCGGGUACUCCCACAAGCAUUACCUACUGCAUCUGCGGCAAGUGGUGGUUCAGGUUCUGGUGGAACUGGAAACAAGGUUUCUAUUGAUGAUGUAGUCGACAAAGUGUCGAGUAUGGGAUUCCCUAGAGACCAUGUGAGGGCAACAGUUCGGAAGCUGACAGAUAAUGGUCAAUCAGUUGACCUAAAUGCAGUGCUGGAUAAGCUUAUGAAUGAAGGUGAAAUGCAGCCUCAAAGAGGUUGGUUUGGUCGGUAGCAUGACAUUGUUCAAUUGGAUUGUGUAUAGAAGAAUCACUUGUUCCGUGAUGAAGAUUUAUGAGGAAGGAGGGCUUUAUGGUGGAUUGUGCCAAAUUGGAUAUUUUGACUCUUCUUUCUUUUCUUUUUCUUUUUUCCCUUUGUUCUUGUUUCUUGGAGAGUUGAAACUCGUAUGCUUUCUUGUCUUGGACCGAUUUAUCUUGAUGUUUUUUCUGUAUA
Messenger RNA from Gastrolobium bilobum, 2106 nucleotides. RefSeq lists its product as uncharacterized. NCBI's taxonomy places the organism in Eukaryota, Viridiplantae, Streptophyta, Magnoliopsida, Fabales, Fabaceae. The transcript has 3 exons. The record is from RefSeq and is a predicted model, not a curated record. Bases 131 to 1888 code for a protein of 585 amino acids.